AUGGCAAUUAUCACUUACGCCCCAACCGAAAAGAUCGAUAGUUUCGUCACUAUCGCUCAUUUCACAAUCGCUCUUGUUACGCCUUCGGGCAAUCUAUUGCGUGCGCUCUUGCUCACAUUCAACGAGUUUUCGCUCCUUUGCCAUGGAGACGAGCGCGCAUCCUAUGCAGGCGAUAUCACGGUCUACGGAGGUCCCAUUCUCUAUCUUUUGGUCCAGUCUCUUCUCCUUCUUGGGUUCUUGGUCUACUAUGAUAGCGGUUAUAGACCUGCUUUCCUCAGCAGGAAGGUACGUGUCAAAUGUCAACCUAAUUUUCAGAGAAGUAUGGAUACUAACUGUACCUUACAGGCUCGAUCUCAAGAUGCAGAAGAGAGUGAAUACGCCGACGAGGAUGUCUAUCGUGAGGCCGUUCGCGUCAAUGAUUGCAAGGAUGAGUUGCGUGUAUGCAACAUCAGCAAAUCUUAUGGAGACAACCUUGCAGUUGACCGAGUGGCCUUCGGUGUGCCACGAGGUGAGAUAUUUGCACUACUUGGUCCUAAUGGAGCUGGAAAGUCGACCAGUAUUGGCCUUAUUCGAGGUGAUGUUGCUCCUAGUGGUGGAGAUGUCUUCCUCGAAAAUGAGUCUAUCGUCAAGCAACGUGCUGCCGCCCGUCUGCACCAAGGCGUAUGCCCUCAAUUCGACGCGAUGGACUCGAUGACAUCAUUGGAACACCUGCAUUUCUAUGCCAGAGCUCGUGGUGUCACUGAUGUUGAGCACAAUGUGGAGCAGGUAUGUCGGGACCCUACAGCUACUGCGGUAUGCCGUCAAUUGCUCAAGAAACGUGCUAACGAACCACAGGUAAUGAACGCCGUGGGCCUCAGUGCCUUCAGAAACCGUAUGGCAUCCAAACUGUCCGGUGGCAACAAGCGUAAACUCUCCCUUGGUAUUGCCCUAAUCGGUAAUCCCUCGGUACUCCUUGUCGACGAAGGAAGCUCUGGUAUGGACGCUGGCGCAAAGAGAAUCAUGUGGCGCACUCUGUCCGCAGUAAGCUCUGGCCGUAGUUUGGUCUUGACCACCCACAGUCUAGAAGAAGCCGAUGCCCUAGGUGACCGCGUUGGUAUCAUGGCCAGACGUAUGCUCGCUAUAGGUACCAGCGACUCCCUACGCCGCAAACACGGCGAUGCCUACUACGUACACCUUGUCCACAAAGACGCUCCACACACCUCUGAUGCCAAACUCGCCGAAAUCAAGAAUUGGAUCAGAAUCAACUUCCCUCUGGCAACCAUCGAAGAUCGAUCCUUCCAUGGUCAGAUCCGCUUCGAGGUGCCAAACCGAGUAGCAUCGAUCACAGACGACACAAGCAGUUCUAUGGACGACAAGAAAGGUGCCAAAGCGUCUGUUACACCAACGGAUCGCAAUGGCAUCAGUUCACUGUUUGAGAAACUAGAGACGAGCAAGGAUGAGUUGGGUAUGGAAUUCUACGCUGUUUCGCAGGCCACUCUUGACCAGGUCUUCCUCAACAUCGUUGGAAAGCACAAUGUUCAAGAGGAGGAUUAUCAAAAGGCCAGGAUAGCAACAGGGGCUUGGGGCAAGACUAAGGCCUGGCUAAGGAAGACAGCACACGACGCCUAG
This is a messenger RNA of Aureobasidium musti, 1608 nucleotides long. The record is from the annotation of a GenBank genome assembly. Lineage: Eukaryota; Fungi; Ascomycota; Dothideomycetes; Dothideales; Saccotheciaceae.